AUGCAGUCACAGCCCAAUGGGCUCGGCCCGCCUUUUGCGUAUGCGAACGCCCCGACUUCAAUGCCUUCUGGACUCAUGCCGGACCACCAACAGUACAUGAAUCAUGACUCGAACUUGUCAACUCCCGGCAUCUCACCCACUCAUGCAUCUGCGGCGGCCAUGUCUGCGCAGCAGAAGCGGGCCUAUCGACAGAGGCGCAAGGAUCCAAGUUGCGAUGCGUGCAGGGAGCGCAAAGUCAAGUGCGAUGCGACUGACACCUCCAGCUGCUCGGAGUGCUCCAGUCGUGGUGUCAAGUGUCAGUUCACCAAGGAGACCAACCGUCGAAUGUCCUCCAUCAAGCAAGUGCAAGAUCUGGAAAAGCAGUUGUCCAUGGCCAAACAGCAAAUUGGCCAAUUGCGUGGAAUGCUGCAGGAUGGGAGCAGUUCUGACGCGCCACGGGUGCCGGCGUUGAAUCUUCCAGAUGAGAACGUUCCAAAAGAGCGGCGGCCUGCUCCUCCCAUGCUAGAAGGCUUCGAGGAUGUUCGCAACAACAUUCGAACCCACAGCAAAGGCGUCUUCAAACUACCACCUCCGUAUCGACAAUACGGACCGCAACCCACAUAUCCAAAUCACUCUCAACCCCUUCCUCCGAAGCAUGUUGCGGAUCGUCUGAUGUCUCUCUACCACAGAACCAUACAUGUGUAUGCGCCUCACAUCCACUUUCCGACUUUCAUGCAGGAGUACGAAGAACUGUACCGCGUUGGCACGUUCGCACAAUGCCGCGACAUCUGGGUUGCUCUAUUCUAUGCUGUUCUCGCUUGCGGCACUCUCAUGGACAAUUCACCCAAGAGCUCUAUGGAGGAAUCUGAAGGUGGCAAAUUCAUGGACAUUUGUAUGAAGAGUAUCAACACGUGGAGCGAUGAAAUGACCGUCGACCAUGUACGCACGACUUUGCUUGUGAGCGUUUACUUUGCCGAGAUGAACAUGCAAACACCUGGAUGGAUAUGGUUAGGCACUUCAGUACGCGUGGCCCAAGACGUUGGUCUGCACAUGGAUCAAAGUUCUUAUCCUCCGAUGGAGAUGGAAAUGAGAAGAAGAGUAUGGUGGAGUGUUUACAGCUGGGAUCGAAUUUUCUCUCUCGAGAUUGGUCGACCGUUGCUUAUUGACGACAAUGAUUGCGAUGUGCCUGAGCCUGUACCUGUUGACGAUGAGUGCAUUAGGUCUAACGGGAUUGUCAUGCCACCGCCUGGCCAAUCAGCACCGAACGCGUUGAUGGCUGUCAUUCCCGUAGCGCGCAUGACAGCACAGCUGAAGCGAUCAUUGAAGUCGCAAACGGUAUCGGCGAACACACUGAUGAGUUACGACGAGCACUUCAAAUCCAUCAUGGCUACCUGGCCUGAGCCGUUCCCCAUCCACUCUCAAGCUCCUCUGGAUCCGCGAUUUCUCCUCGCAGGAUGCAGUCUGCAAGCAAAUCGUUUCUUCCUGUAUCGACAUAAUCUCUCCUCGGCAUGUCGGGCAAACGACAGACGAGAUGCGCUCGCCCGAUGUGUUUCCGUCGCGCAGGACACAGCGCAUUAUGUUCAGCGAACCAUGCAUCAUCCUUCGACUAAUCCUGGCCAGGGAUACUUUUCUCCUGCACACAUGUCGCAAUGGGCAGCUCUUGUCCGAACCUCGACACCAGCUUUCUUCUGUGUUCACUUGUGGAGAUGCCAGCUUGUCUUGUGUCUGAGGGGCGACUACGACUCAGCCCUUACGUUGGUGCACAUGUCUUCGGCUGUUGGAGAUCUGCGGAAAAUCAAUGUUGGCUGCGGGCGAUUCCUCGCCUUCUUCCUUGACAAGCUCGUCGGGAGACUGCGUGCUGGUGCAGCGCAACAAUCGAUCGAGAUGGACGAAGAAAUGCUGGCAUAUGCUAGUGGAGACAUGCAAGCCUGUCCCGAUGAUGCGUGGCUUUGGAGCGGCAGUGAAAGCGGCGCCAGCUUGCAGCAGCCUCAAACUGCGGCGAAUGGUCAUUCUGGAGACAGGCCCAUCUUGCAAGCCGAGCAGCUAUCUACAAGCACUCUGUCUGAGCGUGAGGCGCAGGAUUGGGGAGGAUGGGAGCAUGUUCAGCGAACUCUGACCCAGCUUUUGCAAGACCAACAACAGGGCCCACCUACUGGAAUGCAUCCGCAGCAGCAACAACCACCGCAAGGUCAAAUGGCUCCUGCAUACAUGGGUCCGCCGGCAAACCAGCAUUCACAUCUUGCCCCCCAUCCCCAACCUCCUCAGCCGUCGGUGUCACCCAAUCCUAGCAAUGGUGGGCCAGCGGGCAGCAGCAGGAUCAGUAUCAAGGACAUCAUGUGA
Ramularia collo-cygni is the source of this 2319-nucleotide messenger RNA. RefSeq names its product related to ZFR1 regulator of fumonisin biosynthesis. Gene Ontology annotation, molecular function: zinc ion binding; DNA binding; DNA-binding transcription factor activity, RNA polymerase II-specific. The transcript has 2 exons. Gene Ontology annotation, biological process: DNA-templated transcription; regulation of DNA-templated transcription. NCBI's taxonomy places the organism in Eukaryota, Fungi, Ascomycota, Dothideomycetes, Mycosphaerellales, Mycosphaerellaceae. The record is from RefSeq and is a predicted model, not a curated record. The coding region runs from base 1 to 2319 and encodes 772 amino acids.